Molecule: messenger RNA, 2049 nt
Organism: Malurus melanocephalus (red-backed fairy wren)
Lineage: Eukaryota; Metazoa; Chordata; Aves; Passeriformes; Maluridae
Gene: B3GNT4
Product: UDP-GlcNAc:betaGal beta-1,3-N-acetylglucosaminyltransferase 4
Exons: 1
Coding region: 247-1365 (372 amino acids)
Cellular component (GO): membrane
Molecular function (GO): hexosyltransferase activity
Source: RefSeq, a predicted model, not a curated record
CGGCGGCAGCUCCCGGUAAAUCGGGAGGCGGCUCCUCCGCACGGCGGAGCGGGGGUUUUGCUGUGCGGGAUCACCGUGGAGCGGCGGCUCCAGCCCGGUCUGCUCGCCCCGGCGGGGCCGGGGGCUCCGGACCGUGCUCGCCGGCAGCACCGAAGGGGAAGCGCCGAGACACGUCCCUGCCCCGCGUGGGAGGGACCGGCACAUCUYCAUCUGCCUGCCCGGACCCGUCCUGCGCUGGAGACUGCCAUGUAUCCCAGGAUUAAAAACCUCUUGAUUUACACCUUCUCCAUCACGCUGCUGGCCUGGGUGUUUUACAUGAAGAAAGAGGAGAAGCUGGCAGCAUCGCCGGCUGAACAGAAAGUGAAUGUAGCAGAKGACAGGCUCCAGCCUCCGGUUCUGGACAGCGCCGAGCGCAGCAAGUGUUCGCCCAACUUCACCUUUGCCAAUUCCUCUGCCGCCCUCCCGGAGCCUCACCGCGUGUUCUUAACCUACAAGCACUGCAGGAACUUCUCGGUCCUGCUCAGGCCUUCCAGGUGUAGCCAAGAGAUGUUCCUCCUGCUGGCCAUCAAGUCCUCYCCCAUCAACGUGGACCGGCGAGUGGCCAUCAGGAACACCUGGGGGAAGGAGGCGUCCAUCGSGGGCAGGCGCAUCAGGCUCGUGUUCCUCCUCGGCCGCUCCGACGCCAAAAUCCAGGUGCAGCCCCUGCAGCAGCUGCUGGCUUAUGAAAGCCAGGAGUUCGAUGACAUCUUGCAGUGGGAUUUUGUGGACAAUUUCUUCAACCUGACCCUCAAGGAGCUGCAUUUCCUCCGCUGGUUCACAGAGGAGUGCCUGCACGCCAGGUUCGUGCUGAAGGGCGAUGACGAUGUGUUUGUCAACACUUACAACAUCGUUGAGUUCCUCCGGGAGCUGGACCCUGAACAGGAUCUCUUUGUUGGGGAUGUGAUUGCCAAYGCCCGGCCCAUCAGGAACACCAAGGUCAAAUACUUCAUUCCAGAGCCCAUGUAUGGAGCCACCUUCUAUCCUCUCUAUGCAGGAGGAGGAGGCUAUGUGAUGUCCAGGCGGACAGUACGCCGCCUUCAGAGCACCGCAGAGGACAUGGAGCUCUUCCCCAUAGAUGACGURUUUGUGGGAAUGUGUCUGGCAAAGAUGUCAGUGACCCCGAAGAACCACGCUGGCUUUAAGACUUUCGGGAUCCAGAGACCUUUCAAUCCUUUUGAUCCRUGCUUGUACAAAGAGCUGAUGGUUGUGCACAGACUGAACCCGACCGAGUUGUGGAUCAUGUGGACGCUGGUGAAGGAUGACAGCAUUAGGUGUGCGGUGUCGGUGACACACAGCUACAGGAGGGGCUGGAAAAGGAGCUACUGAUGAGCCCAGCGGGGUUGUGGCCKGUGCCAGGGUGUUCAAACUAAAAAUCAGGUCGUGGUAGAGAUGUCUGUUACUAACAGAGCGCGCUGGAGCCGUCGCGGUUUGGUUUGCAGUGAGUCUUUUUCUGUCGGGGUUGCUUGAAUGGGUUGAAUUGUCACGGGGUGUGGCCRGUGGCUGUGUGACACACGGCACAGGGGACCCGGCUCCUCCCGGCCACACUGCAGCCAGGGGGAGUCACAAGUGCCCCUGCACUGGUGUCAGACUGCCAAAGUCAGCCUCAUGUGGGGCAGCCAGUGAUGACUAACGAGUGACAGAGCAUUUGAAAUUUACUUGAAGGGGUGGAASAAAAGCCAGUAUGUCCUGCUGGGUCUGCUGUGCCAGGGCAGCAACCCCACAGCUCCUAUCAGACAGCAGGAGAAAGGAAGUGGAGUGGGGAAGAAAAAGCUUAAAAAAUACAUGGCCUUAACACAGCAGUGAUAAUGAUCUGAAGGACUGGGCUCUGCCUCAAGCCCUUUGGCUUUUACAGAAGCUCAUUACUGGUUUACAUGCACUGGAAACUUUUGCACAAACACUUUCUGAUCUGGUUUGAGAGGAGCAAUAUAUCUUGAAUUACUGUGAUAGGAAGACUGGCUGUAGCUUCCUAUGUCGUGUGGGAGGUGCUUGGUUUCUCAUUGUUGUUGUAAU